Molecule: messenger RNA, 753 nt
Organism: Ambispora leptoticha
Lineage: Eukaryota; Fungi; Glomeromycota; Glomeromycetes; Archaeosporales; Ambisporaceae
Source: the annotation of a GenBank genome assembly
UCUCAACCAUCUCAAAAUUCACAACCUCAGUCUCAACCAUCUCAAAAUUCACAACCUCAGUCUCAACCAUCUCCAAAUUCUCAACCUCAGUCUCAACCGUCUCAGAAUUCACAACCUCAAUCUCAACCAUCUCCAAAUUCUCAACCUCAGUCUCAAACUCAACCAAACCCACAAUCACAAUUUCAAUCAUCUCCACAGUCACAAUCACAGCAACCAACUUCUAUAAAUUCAAAUUCAGGCAGCAAUCCCCAAUCGUUUGUAUCUACCACGAAUGCAAAUUCAGAUCCACAAACAACCCUUCCAAAUUUUUCUUCAUCUGUGACUAAUGCACCAAGUUCUGCAGAUAAAAAUCAACCAAAGUAUAUAUCUGUAACAUUCUUAACAAGCACUACAGCAUUUCCACUUAGCCAGACCAACAGUAAUAAAGAUGCAGACAGCAAAUCAAAUUCACAAUCGUCAUCAACUAACAUCAGUAACUCAUCUAAUACAAGAAGCUCACUAACUUCAGAAGCAACCAAGAGUUCAAGCGAAACUACAACAAACUCGCUAACUUCAGCAACAUCCAAGAGUUCAAGCGAAACUACAAGAAGCUCGCUAACAUCAGAAGCAACCAAGAGUUCCAGCGAAAAUAAAAAUCCUACAACGACUGGCCUACCCAAUAAUGGUGCUUUUCUAAUUGUCGAUAAUUAUUCUGAAGUUAUAUUAAUGAUAACUUGGGCGUUUGGGUUUGUAAUAAGUAUACUUUUAGCUUAG